GAGUUUCGAGCCGAGUAAUGAACAGUGCUCGAGUCCGAGCUUUCGCGUAAGCUCGUAGUUUAAAAAACUAUUUUCAAUCAAAUUGACUCUUAGCAAUUAAUAAUUAAUUCACUAUUAAUACCAAUAACUAAUUAUUAAAUUAAUAAGAAAUAACAAUAUUAAUAGAUAAUAGAUAAUUGAAAAUUAUCUAUAAAAAGUACAAGAUUUUACUUAAUACAAUUAUUUAAAGUGAAAUGAACUCGCGUUAUCCAUCGAAGGUUGAAUUAUCGGAAAUAAAUUUAUCCUGACUAUCGGAACUAUUUGCCGGCUUCGCAAUAUGUUGAUAAGGACAAAAAUACACCUGGCCCUAAUUUCUGGAGCUCAACUAUCAGUUGUCAACUUCAAUUACUUCAAUAAUAAUUGUAAUAAUUAUAAUUAUUCGGAAGAAAAAGAAGAAAUGUUCCUUGAAUAUUUUUUAAAAAAUUCAAAAAAUAUUUUAUGAAAGUUAAUGCCAAGGGACUCGAGGGUGGAAGUGUUAACCCGCGACAUCGGUGCUUUGGUUUUUAAGGGUAGCACGCGAGGAUGCUCGAGCUACUCGGCUCGAGUGUCCCACCCCUGGUGCGCGUGACCAUUCCUGGCUUAAUAUUAAUAUAUAAGUCGGAAUCUGGUGGAAAGUUUUACCCCGACUUUAGGCGCCAGUUACACGAGUUUUAUUACUUUACGCGAUUCGGUUAUUGGUGAAGAUAUUUCUUUAAUAUUGACACAGUUUUAUUUGAUUAUAUUUGUACUUUGUUAGGGUUUUUAAUUAUAAUAUGGUUUAUUUUGUUUUUGUUUUUGAUUAAUUAUGAGUUACCAUGGCGCGUUUGUUGUGGAGAAUAUGAUAUUGAUUGAACAGACAUAACCUCCUUUUUUACCGGGUGGAUGCAAAAAGAGGAUUAUUGUUAGCAAGGUACCAAGGAUUUACCAUGUCACUUCUCAGUGUUACUGUUAAGAAGGCCGCAUUCGUUGGGGUCCAAGGUAAAUCACAACAAUUCAACACUUACGUGACGUUAAAGUUACAAAACGUAAAAUCAACAACGGUUACCGUGAAAGGGGCCAAUCCAUGCUGGGAGCAAGACUUUCUUUUCGAGACGAACGACGUUAAUACUGGGUUAUUGGUGGAAGUUUGGAGCAAAGGGAUGCUGUGGGACCGAGCACUUGGUUAUCACUACAUACCACUGCCUGAAGUCUCUUAUGCAAAUGAGGACGAUUGCGGACAAUGGGUAAGCCUUGAUUCGGAGCUAGAGAUGCGGGGAGGCGAGGUAGUUGGAACGAAAGUACCAACUGGCCACAGUCUACUGAUAUCCUGCAGAUUCGAGCAACCCUUUGGAAGAUGGUGUGACCCGAGGAGCGGAUGGAAAGCCUUGAUAACGAGCGAAACUGCAAUCAAGUUAUGGGCAUCACGGCCUAUGUGUGGUUCAGAUCCAGAGAACACGGAAGCUGCGGACUUGCAGCGGAAGCUCGAGAUGCUGAACAAUACGAUGGACCAAGAGGCGAGAGCUGAACAGGCCAGGAGACAAAUUCUCUACAAUAUAGGACACUCGGGUUACUCCGAAGAUUCCGACUACACAUCGGACCUGAACUACCCAGUGGGUGGACAAGGUGCGAACAGUUCAGCCUCCCAGUUCCGAACAGCCGCUAAUCAACUGGCAACUCCCCAGCGUUCUCUGGAAACCUCCAGGGAGAACAGCUACGAGCGCGAUGAUCACCAGAUUCCCGCAACGGUAGGCGGAAGGUUAACCGCGAGUUACCCCAGCUAUGGAACGGGAAGUCGCGGACAUAGUCCUAGGUACGACGAGCCUUAUCCUGGAGACAAUAUACCCCAGCGGUAUAUUACGCCGCAGAGUGGAGAGUCUUCCGAGCCUCUUUCGUACAAUAGCAGACCCCGCGGUUACAAAGAGUACAGACGACGGAAGCACACGUGGGAUUAUGAGGACAGUCAAGACGGGUGGUACAGCGAGGGGUACGAUUACCAGGGGACGAGGAUCGACGACACCAGGGUAUUCAGCGACACCGAGUCAUAUUAUCCCAGUACUACUAGUUCAAGUCGACGCGGCCCGCAUAGAAAACCUUCGUUAGAAAGGCAAAACACCUUGUACGACGAACAGCAUUACAAUACCGACGGAUAUGGCUAUAAUGACACCAGGAUAUCGAAAAUGAGCGCCGUUUAUCCAGAAUGUCAGACAGAUAUUAUUCAUAAUGAUUAUUCUGACUCACGAUAUAUUUAUCAGGAUGAAAGGUACGGCCAAGACGAUGAAGACCGUCAAUGGGACAGUGGAGGAAAAUGGUACCUAGGACCAAGCAUUUACUACGAAAACAAACGAAACCGUAAAAGCUUACCCCAGAGACCAGCGUCGAGUAUCGGGAUCCAUCGACCUAAUUAUCGGCCCACCGUUACCCGGCAACGUAGUUACGAAUCCGAAGAACUUGACUACAGCUCCCGACGGAAGAAAACACCUCGCGCCCUCUCUCGACAAGAAGGAGCGAUAACCGGGAAAAAACUGCCUCCGACUCCUUCAAAACCGAGCAACGUUCUUCUGAACCGCAAGCCUUUGUCCCUUCCCGCGACUCCGGGCCGGCAAUUGCCGCGCACCCGAACGCCCUCUGAGGAGAGCUACUACAAGCAAGAGUACAACGAGGACUACAACUACGCCUACCGCAGCUCUCAGGACAACCUGGAGCAGGAAAGUUUCGAGUUCCAGCCCCUCCAGGACAAUCAGUUCGUACCCGACUAUCAGAACCAGUACCCUCAGAAUAAUUACGACUACGAAUCAGUCGGAAAAGAUUAUCCAGGUUACGGAACUUACGAGGACGGUUAUCAAAACACAUAUCCUAAGGUUAACAAUCAAUAUCAGUCCGCGGUCAUUGACAAUUAUCAAGGUUAUGACAGUAAGAGUAACUUUAAAGACUAUCAAGAUAGUCUUCAGGAUAAUCUUAAACAAGAUUAUAGUCAAGCUAAUGGUCAAGAUUAUAAACAACAAGAUUUAGUUAAAGGUUAUAAUCAGCCAGAUUAUAAAAAAGAUUAUAAUCAGCAAGAUUAUAAACAAGCUUAUAAUCAACAAGAUUUUAACCAGCAAGAUUAUAAACAAGGUUAUGACCAGCAAGAUUAUAAACAAGAUUAUAAUCAGCAAGAUUAUAAACAAGAUUCUUCUACAGGUUAUGGGCCACAAAAUUCUUAUGAUCAAGAAUCGCUUAAAGAUUAUAAUCAACAAAAUACAUCAAAAGAUUAUAAUCAGAAAGAAGUUUAUAAGCAAGAUUAUAAUCAGAAGGAUGUUUAUAAACAAGAUUAUAACCAACAGGAUGUUUAUAAAAAAGAUUAUAACCAGCAAGAAGUUUAUAAACAAGAUUAUAACCAACAAGAAGUUUAUAAACAAGAUUACAACCAACAGGAUGUUUAUAAACAAGAUUAUAAUCAAGAAUCACUUACAGAUUAUGAUAAACAAGAUGUUUAUCAGCAAGAUUAUAAUCAGCAAGAUUACAAACAAGAUUAUAAUCAGCAAGAUUAUAAACAAGAUUAUAAUCAGCAAGAUUACAAGCAAGAUUAUAAACAAGAUUAUAAUCAGCAAGAUUACAAACAAGAUUAUAAUCAACAAGAUUAUAAUCAAGAAAUUUCUACAGGUUAUGGUCCUCAAGAUUCUUAUAAUCAAAAACCAGUUGAAGAUUAUAACCAACAAAAUGGUUAUAGCCAAGAUUAUACCCAAGAUUUAUCAAAAGGUUAUAGUCACGAGGAACCUUACAAAGAAGAAACUUUACAAGAUUACAAACAAGAUUCAUUCCAAGAUUCUUAUACAGAUUCUUUCAAAGAUUUCAAGCAAGAUUCAUACACAGAUUCUUACAAGCAAGAUUCGUACAAACAAGAUUCAUUUUCAGAAUCUUACACCGAGGAGACUUAUAAUCUAGCAAAAGACGACAAUAAUCAGGUUGAUCUGAACAAUUACAAAAAUGUGCCAGUAAGUAAUUACAAUAAUAGCAUAGUUACAACCUCGAGUGUGACUAUUGACUACAUCAACCAGCAGCAACAUGACAAUAAUAAAUACCCGGUUGCUUCUGAGUAUUAUCAACCUGACCAACAAAUCCCGGUGGGUAAAGAAGAGUUACCCCAAGAGGUAACUUACUCCGACGGCUACGACUAUAACAGCCAAGGGUACUACGACUACUACGACGACAAGCAGAAGCUCCCGGAGCCUACUACCAAGAGUCAGGUCAACGGUUACAAGGACAAAGAUUACUUCUAUGAAGAAAACAAGGGCCAAUUGGUCCAGCAAGCUUCCUUGGAGCUCCAGGAUGAUGAGUUGAAGGAUUCCUUCGACGCGGCGAUGAAUUCCGUGAACGGACUCCUGGAGCGCAAGAGCUUCGAGUACUCCACGGCUGGAGAACUAAGUCCAGCUUCGACUUUAGUGGACUCCAGCUCAGGCCACGCGGAAACUGUUACCACUACUGCGGUGAUGCAUGUCAAUGGCAAGAGGCUGGUCAGAACUGAGUCAUACGUCGAGGAGCCGAUGGAAGACGAGUACCCUGCUGAGCUGCAUAGGAAAGACUCCCAGCUUUCGCACCAGAGUCAAGCUAGCCAGAGAAGUAUCCAGAAGCCCAAGUUGACUCGUGAGGACUCUUAUGCUGAGUUUGAAGCUCGGGAACGGAGAGAUAGCUAUCAGGCUAGUAGGGAUGACUCUUAUGGGUCCAUUGAGGAGCAGGACAGCUUCAAGGAACCCUUGUCCAGGACUGGGUCUUACAAGAGGGAAUUCAGCAGGGGAAAUUCGGUCUAUGGGCAGAAUUUUACUACUCCUCAACCGAUCUCCAGGGCGGAAAGCUAUCAGAGGGGGUACUUCAAGGAUCAGAAGAGCAUUGAUGACAGCAAUAUCGUUCUGGGGAGUGCUAUGAAUGGAGAGUACAAAAUGAGGGAUGAAACUCUUGAAAGAUACGAAAAAGGUGAAGAAGCCUUAACUCGUGGUUCAAGAGAAAAUUCUCUGGUCGAGCCCUACAAAGUUACACCACCACUGUCCAGAUCAACAAGUCCUCGAACUGAGGGUGUCACGAAGCAGGCAUCGCCCGAUGACAGCGUGCAGAUGGACACUCCGCCGCGGAGUCCCCCGGAACCACCAGCUGAUGAAGUUCUGCUGGACCUAGUGGGGGCGCCACCUGUGCCGACGCAACUGAAAGAGCGCCCAAAGAUGACUCCCAGGGAGCGCUGGCUCUGGGCUUGCAAUAAAAUCUCAAUGCAGCUGAAUGUAAGUUCUUUUUUUGGCGGAAAAAUGACAGUUGGAUUAGCGAUAGCUAACACGAAAGUUCCAUUAACGCGAACUUGUCAGCCAAGUGGAUAUCGCACUCGAUCGUGUGUGAAACAUCCUCAAUUUCUCCGGAGCGGUGCUCCAGAAUGUAGACUCCAUCCAACCCUUCGUCCCCCCUCUAACAGAGCUCCAUUUUCGACACCUGACUCUCACAGCAGUCGCGAGUGUCACACCCGGAAGAAUAUUGCUGGUGAAAAACGAUCCGACAUUGUCACAUUUAAUACAGACAUGUGA
This is a messenger RNA of Cotesia glomerata, 5537 nucleotides long. RefSeq lists its product as uncharacterized. The record is from RefSeq and is a predicted model, not a curated record. The transcript has 18 exons. NCBI's taxonomy places the organism in Eukaryota, Metazoa, Arthropoda, Insecta, Hymenoptera, Braconidae. Gene Ontology annotation, biological process: synaptic vesicle priming; synaptic vesicle maturation; dense core granule priming. The coding region runs from base 945 to 5537 and encodes 1530 amino acids. Gene Ontology annotation, molecular function: syntaxin-1 binding; calmodulin binding; diacylglycerol binding. Gene Ontology annotation, cellular component: terminal bouton; synaptic vesicle membrane; plasma membrane.